This is a messenger RNA of Danio aesculapii, 4700 nucleotides long. Its product is annotated as UDP-glucuronosyltransferase 2C1-like. The record is from RefSeq and is a predicted model, not a curated record. NCBI's taxonomy places the organism in Eukaryota, Metazoa, Chordata, Actinopteri, Cypriniformes, Danionidae. Gene Ontology annotation, molecular function: UDP-glycosyltransferase activity. The coding region runs from base 86 to 1681 and encodes 531 amino acids. The transcript is spliced from 2 exons.
UCUAUUCUCCCAACAUGUGUUGUCACUGCGAGUGAAUCCUGUUGAGUUCCGAAGCUGUUCUGGAGGGUCUGUAGCCGACUGCAAAAUGGCACCACUUUCCAAGAACCUCUGUUCUGUCUCACUUUGGAUAACAAUCUUACCCCUUUUUGGAUUUCUGUGUGAUGGUGGCAAAAUCUUGGUGGUGCCUUUGGAGGGAAGUCACUGGUUGAACAUGGACAUCCUCAUCAAGGCUUUACAUGGAAAAGGGCACAGCAUUGAUGUAAUACGUAACACCAAUAGCUGGUAUGUCAAGGAGAAAUCCGAUUAUUACAACUCCAUAACUAUACCUCAAUCCGAAGGAAUGGAUGAAGAAUUUGUAGACGACAUGAUCUCCAAAGUAAUCAACCAUGAAAGAGGAAAAGGCUCCUGGCUGAGCACUGUGAAGUUGUUUUUUGAUUCCGUUAUUGACAAUUAUAAAAUGACUAAAAUGGUAUGCGAUAUUACAACGAGCAUAUUUGAAAGUGAGGAUAUUAUGAAAACUCUACAGGAAAAGAAGUAUGAUCUGAUGCUCACUGAUCCAGUGUGGGGUAUGGGCAUUAUUCUGGCUCAUAAACUCAAGUUACCCAUGGUAUAUAAUGUGAGAUGGACUACUACUGUAGAUGGACACUUUAACAUCGCUCCUUCACCAAUGUCCUACAUCCCAAUUACAGGAUCUGGAAACACAGACAGAAUGAGCUUCUUUCAAAGAGUAAAAAAUAUCAUCUUCUAUUUCACAAAUGACAUUAAGUUCAGCCGUUUUAAUUUGCCACAGUAUCAAGCAAUUUGUGAUAAAUAUUUCGAUCCACCUGUAGAUUUUUACCAACUUCUCCAGGGGGCUGAUUUAUGGCUCAUGAGGGUUGAUUUUGUUUUUGAAUUUCCACGCCCAACAAUGCCAAAUAUCAUCUACACCGGUGGCUUUCAGUGCAGCCCAGCAAAGCCCCUUCCACAUGAUCUGGAAGACUUCAUGCAGAGUUCUGGAGAUCAUGGAGUCAUCGUCAUGUCUUUAGGGACAUUUAUUAGUGCCUUGCCAGAAGAUGUAACAGCAGAAAUAGCUGCUGCUUUUGCUCGGCUCCCUCAAAAGGUUAUUUGGAGAUACACUGGAAAGAAACCAUCUACUUUGGGCAACAACACAUUAUUGGUUGACUGGAUGCCACAGAAAGAUCUUCUAGGACAUCCAAAAACGAGAGUUUUCGUUGCGCAUGGUGGAACCAAUGGGGUUCAAGAAGCUUUAUACCAUGGUGUUCCAGUGGUUGGAAUUCCAUUCUUUUUUGACCAGUAUGACAAUCUCAUUCGAUUACAAGCAAGAGGUGGAGGAAAUAUAGUUUCCCUCGCAGAAUUAGGUGAAAACUCACUGUAUGCAGCAAUACAGGAAGUAAUCAAUGAGCCAUCCUACAGGCUAAACAUGCAGAAGCUCUCUCAUCUGCACAAAGAUAAGCUAGUCAAACCUUUAGACAGCGCCAUCUUCUGGAUUGAGUUUGUAAUGAGACACAAAGGUGCUGCUCAUCUCCGUACAGAAUCCUACAAAAUGCCUUGGUACUCCUAUCACUCAGUAGAUGUUGCAGUUACACUGCUUGCAGUUGUUUUGAUAUUCAUCCUCUCCAUGUUUUAUGUAGUUAGAUAUCUGUGCAUCAAGUGCUGCAGCAGAAAAAGGAAAACUGAAUGAGAGAUUAGCUUUAGUCCUUGCACUCAACUGCUCUGCAUAUUUGUUUAAACACUGAUUCAGACCAGUUCAGAAGAGAGCUCCAUGCGUGAACUGUGGUCCUAUUGGUAGGUUCCCUAUGCAUUGUUCAUUGCUCCCAACUACCUCUUCCUUAAUUGCUCCCUAUUUGAACAUGGUAGAGCUUUACUUCAGAGCAUUCAUUCACACUUUAAUGAGUGACGCUUACCAGAGAAGUGUGACCAUAAUAUACCUCUGUAAAACAAAUACAAUUUAAUUUGAUUAUCACAUUGUAAAAUGCCAUAAAUAAAGCACGCACUCCCUUUGAACUGGAAUCAUAGUAGAAUAUUUAUAUAAUGGUCAGAACAAAGAGAAGAGAAACAUAGAUGUGCAGAGUAUUGGGGGUUGUGAGGACUGAAAUUCUGGCCCUGUUUACACUAAUAUGUUUUAGUUUUAAAACGCAUAUGUUUUGCUAGGGUCACGCCAUCCGUCCACACUACGCCAGAGUUUUCGAGCGCCGCAAAUGGAGCGUUUUGGAAAUGCUGAAGAGGCCGUUUUCAUUCUAAAACACUGCUGCUCUGUCUCAGUGUGGAUGGGGAAAACGGAGACAUCUGAAAACGGAGGCAGGGCUGUAGACAUUCGCCUUUCUGAUUUUUCCUCAAUAUUAAGUAGCCUACACACAGUUCAGUCCUGCAUCUUCUCCUUGUAAGUUCAGACUUCGCAAGUUUGAUAUGAAAAACAAUCUCCAGAGGACACAUCGUGUAAAUCUUUAAAGGGAAACUUUAUAACCUCGUUCACUUCACCCUGGCUUUGUUGUUUCAUUUUCUUAACAAUAACAUGAAAACAUGAUAUAAGGGACUGCCUAUUUUCAUUUUGAUAUUAGCAACUUAACAGACACUAAAAAUGUUGAGGCGUUGUGUAGCUCCAUAUUUAUAUGACCAUCAUCUUCAUGCAUGUAACAAAACGAAGCCUAAAACAUAACUGCCUCCUUUCAUUUUCAUUGAAAAUAUGAAACAUACCCUGUCCCUUUCGCUGAAUAUCAGUUUUAUUCAUCAAUAAUGGCCAUUAUAAAAGUAUAACUUACAACAAGUUUAUACAAUAUAGGAAAUAAAGGCAAGCAAUCAGUCAAUAUGCAGAAUCAGUGUUCGCGGUUACAUUAAUUAAUAUAUUAACCUAACUUAUCUAACCUAACCUUGAUGAACAGUCCAACAUGCACAUCAAAUAUGGGUAGGUGUGCUCAAAGCACGCUGCAGUGCAUGCCAGAGUGUGUGUAUGUGUGUGGUCACGUGAUGUGCGUUUUCAGCGGUCUAAUGUAGACGUCUAAUGUAGAGUUGUUCAGAAACGCUGGGUGAAAAGCUAGUGUGGACGCAGAUCGUUUUCAAACUAAAACGUAUUAGUGUAAACAGGGCCUAAAAACAUGACAUUUGAUUGUUGUUCUAUGUAAUGAAAAGCAUUUCUUCAUUAAUUUAAUUAAUUUAUUACAUUGCCUGAGAAAAUGAAUGAUGUUCAUCUACUUUCUAUUUUUUAAAUCAUGUGCCACUUUAUCAAGACAGUGUUCAGAGAAUUCAACAGACAAAUUUCAACAAUUAUGUGUCACGUGAGAACACUUUCCUUUAAUUUCGUAUUGAAGCACACUUCUAAAGACAUGAUUUUAUUGUUGAUCUUGGUGCUAUGUUGUGUAAAGCAUUUUUUGUUAUUUUUCAUGCCUUACCUGAUCAUGUUUAUCAGGGAUGCAGUGAUAUGGAUUUUUGGGCCGAUAUCGAUAACCAAUAACUCAUUAGAUUUGGAGGCAGAUAACCGAUAUACAAGCCGAUAAAUAUAAACUUUUCAAAAUGUUCUAUUUGUAUACAUUGAACAACUGAUUUUAUUUUAAAAACUUCAUAAAAGUUUGAAAAGAUCUUAGAAUAGCACACUCAAAGCAAAAAAGAGCAAAUCAUUGAUUAUAAAGACCUAUGUUCACGAUUUCACAUACAUCAGCAUGCCAAAAAUAGAUUAUUUCCUUUUCUUUGCAUAGCAAAUUAACAUGUAACUUGACUGUUGCAUAAAAAUAAUAGGUUAAAUAAAACAAGAGGCAGGCAUUUCUGCACAAUGACAUAAUCUAUCGGCUUAAAAAUAUCGGCCUAAUUUUGAUAUCAGACAGAUAACGAUACCAUUAAAAAUCUGAUAAAAUUUGGAAAUAUAUCGUGCAUUCCUAAUGUUUAUAUACUUUCUGUUUAUUCUUUUAAAUCGUAUGGCCCUUUCUUGCACAUAUGUUCAGAGAAUUAAAUUCUCAAUUAUUUCUCUUGUGAUGUCACUUACCCUUAACUUCAAACUGAAUCACGCUUCUAAAGUGUGUUGUUCAGUUGACACCGGUCCAAAAUUUUGUUUUUCCACCAUAAAAUUAUCAGCUUUAGAAGCUUUUUGCUCAAUAGCCUUUAAGGCAGUAAUGUGUAAAUUUGUUCAUGGAGAACCAUUUUCCUGCACAGUUUAGCUCCAAACUUACUUAAUUAAACAUCUGAUUCAGCCAAAUUACAUUUACAUUAACACCCCAAAUGUUUAGAAAUUUUUUUUUUUUUAGCAAUUAAAUUUUUCCAAUGAUAAACAAAUAAAAUGUUUGAUCAUUAUAUGAUUGUAUUGAAUUUUGAAAAUCUGAAUGUAUAGUGUUUCAUUUGAAUGGGUUAUUGGCAAUAAAGAAAAAUAUUCAAAAAGUGUUUGAGUAACAUUGAUUAUAUUGUUAACAAUGUGAAUUGGGGCAGUAAAAUUCAACCACAACCAAUUUGAAUUUAGUCCCUGUAAUUAUUCACUUUUAAUCUGAAAUAUCAAGAUUAGUGAAAAACUUCAGGUCCAUGUUUUUAUCAAGAGUAAUACUUAACUACUGGAAGCUCAAAACUGCUGAUUUGACUUUGUUAACCUGGCAUGUAGAUGGUAACUUAUUUUACUUAUCAGUGUGCUGUUUCAUCAAGGGCCUAAGCAAUCAUUUACAGACUUUAUUAGCAGGUGAUGAGGUUUUUAUAGAGUAACCAAACCUGGAUUUUCUGUACAUAAA